GAAACCACAAAACGUCGGAUAAUCGAAGAAACAAAUGUAAAUCGUACAAAUUUUACAACACAUCAAUUGACAGAACUUGAAAAAGAAUAUUACACAUCAAAAUAUUUAAAUCGAACUCGCCGUGCAGAAAUAGCUUCAAUUUUAAAUCUCAAUGAAACUCAGGUGAAAAUUUGGUUUCAAAAUCGUCGCAUGAAAGAGAAGAAACGCCAAAAGGAACAAGCAUUUUUGGCACGAGGAAACCGACCUCAUCAAAUAAAUUGGUCCGAUUCACCGUCAAGUAUAUCAAACAUCGAUGAUUCGCCUAAAAUUAUUAAUUAA
Molecule: messenger RNA, 318 nt
Organism: Dracunculus medinensis (Guinea worm)
Lineage: Eukaryota; Metazoa; Nematoda; Chromadorea; Rhabditida; Dracunculidae
Source: the annotation of a GenBank genome assembly